This is a messenger RNA of Dentiscutata heterogama, 339 nucleotides long. The record is from the annotation of a GenBank genome assembly. Lineage: Eukaryota; Fungi; Glomeromycota; Glomeromycetes; Diversisporales; Gigasporaceae.
AUGCCCCAUAGUUGGCCAAAAGAUGAGCAUAAACAAAAUUGCCUUGUUCUGAUUCCUGGCUUAUCUGAAAAAAAGAAGCUAGUAAAAAAUGAUAUAAUACACUUACUCUUAAAUACACUUUCUGAUAAAUUCUUACAAGGCAUGUUAGGAAAAGAAAAGGCUAUAGAUUGGGAACUUGGAUAUGCAAUGACCAUUUAUACCAUUGGUCGUGUAAAAUAUUUGAGCCAACUUAUUCGGAUUGAAGGUCCCUCAUUACCUCCUGAGAUUGAAGAUGCAAAAAAUAAGAAAGCUAUCGAACAUUCAUUGAGACUAUUUAUUUCUAUAGGAUAUAUAGAUUAA